Messenger RNA from Thamnophis sirtalis, 4641 nucleotides. NCBI's taxonomy places the organism in Eukaryota, Metazoa, Chordata, Lepidosauria, Squamata, Natricidae. The record is from RefSeq and is a predicted model, not a curated record.
AACUGCGCUGGGAGGGUCCCCUCGGAGCUGAGGGGGCGGGGAGCCAGAUUUCGCGCGUUGCUCAGCCAGCGUGACGGAGGAGGAGGGAGGAGGCGCAGAACCGCUUGCACCGUCUUCCCGGCUUUGCCUGCUGGUUUUUCCUUUCUUUUUUCCCAGCCGCCGCCAUGUCCCGCCAGAGCAGCCUCCUCACGUUUUUCUCAAAGCCUGCGGAGAAGAGUCAGGACGGUGGCAGCGAUAGCCCCGCAAGAAACACCGAGGUUUCGGCCAGUGCCCCUAGUAGCAGCCGGGGCAGGACGCCAACGCUGCCGGCGGAUUGUGACUUGAAUGACUAUUCACCUGGUGAUUUAGUUUGGGCCAAACUUGAAGGCUACCCGUGGUGGCCAUGCCUUGUGUAUGCACACCCAACAGAAGGAUCCCUUUUAAGGGGGAGAGGAAGAGCAUCACGUAUCCAUGUACAAUUUUUUGAAGAUGACCCUUCAAGAGGCUGGGUUAGCAUUAGAUAUAUAAGACCAUAUAAAGGUUCUUCAGGUAGAGACACCCAGAGGGGAGGUAUGUUUUACAGUUCAAGACCUGAAAUUAAAAGAGCAAUGGAACUGGCAGAUGCUGCUAUGAGAAAGGAUAAAAGUGAACGACUAGGUCUAGCUGUGUGUGACAAACCUUCAGAAAGUGAAGAAGAGGAGGAAGAAGAAAUGGAGCAGAUGAGUGAUGAAGGCGAUGAUUUCGACACAGAAGUAAAAAGUAGAAAUAAAAGGAUAGCUAGACGAAAGCAUUCUGAUGGAAAAGCCAAAAAAAGAAAGAUUUUCAUAGAUUCAGGCACAGAAAAUGAGGGUUCGGAUAUGGAAUUUCAGCCAGAUGAAGUUAGCAGUGAUGAAAAUAGUAUUGAAAUAUGUGACAAUGAAACUUCUGAAUCUGAAACUGUCCCUCAAAAGAAGAAUUCUGUUAAAGUACUUACUAAACAUUCUCCUAAACAAAUGCAGGACAAGGCAUGUAAAUCCACCCAAGAGGCUAAUCUUAAAAACAACCUCUCUGAUACACCCAAUAGGGAAUUCUAUCCUGACUUCAUGCAAAAAUUAGCAUCUUAUGCUGCUCCUGAAAGUUUUGAUUUUCGGCCAAGCAUUAAUGGAGGAGGAGCCGGAGGGGGUGGAGGAGAUGGUAAUCCAACCGUAUGGGAGCAUGAAAAAAUAGAUUGGCUUCAGGAUGGCAAAAGGAAGGAUGGUCAUAGAAGACGACAAAAUGAUCCAGAUUACGACCCAAGUACUUUAUUUGUGCCAGAGGAUUAUCUUAAAAACUGCACUCCAGGAAUGCGGAAAUGGUGGGAGUUGAAGAGUCAAAAUUUUGAUGGUGUGAUUUUUUAUAAAGUUGGAAAAUUUUAUGAAUUAUAUCAUAUGGAUGCUGUUGUUGGUGUAAAUAAGCUUGGAUUGGUAUUUAUGAAAGGCACUUGGGCUCACUCAGGUUUUCCAGAAAUGGCAUUUGAUAGAUUUGCCAAUGUCUUAAUCCAAAAAGGUCAUAAAGUUGUACGAGUCGAGCAGAUGGAGACUCCCGAGAUGAUGGAAGCACGGUGUAAAUCUUUGGCGCACCCAACAAGGUUUGACAGAGUUGUGCGCCGAGAAAUAUGCAGGAUAAUUUCCAAAGGCACACAGACCUACAAUAUUCUUGAUGGUGACUAUUCAGAGACCCACAACAAAUACCUUCUUUGCAUAAAAGAAAAAACAGAUGAUUCUGUUGGCUUGCAUCGUACUUACGGAGUUUGCUUUGUUGAUACAACAGUUGGGAAGUUUUAUAUUGGCCAGUUUCCAGAUGACCGUCAUUGUUCUAGGUUUAGAACACUUCUGGCUCAUUAUACUCCUGUACAGAUACUUUUUGAGAGAGGAAACCCCUCUGCAGAAACACAAAAGAUACUUAAAGGCUUAAUCUCUUUUACUAUUCAAGAAAGCUUGACUCCUGGUUCUCAGUUCUGGAAUGCAUCUAAAACUUUAAAAACUCUCAUUGAAGAAGAUUAUUUUCAGAACAAAGAGAAUACAAAUAGUGGAAUCACUCUGCCCCCAGUAAUCAGAUCCAUGACUGCAGAAAAUGAUUCACUUGGACUUACUCCUGCAGAAAACAGUGAACUUGCUCUCUCUGCUCUAGGCAGUUGUGUAUUCUACCUUAAAAAAUGUAUAAUUGACAAGGAACUUCUAUCAAUGGCAAAUUUUGAAGAAUACAUUCCUGUGGAUGUUGAUAUAGUUAACAGAACCAGAUCAAGUAGUGUGUUUGAGAAAACAAACCAGCGCAUGGUAUUAGAUGGGGUAACACUAGCAAACUUGGAAAUACUGCAGAAUGCAACCAGGAGUUCAAUAGAGGGCACAUUAUUAGAAAAAAUUGACACUUGUUGUACACCUUUUGGAAGAAGACUCCUGAAGCAAUGGCUUUGUGCACCAUUAUGUAAUCCUUGUGCCAUUAACGAUCGCCUGGAUGCAGUUGAAGAUCUCCUAGCUGAGGCUGCUAAAAUGUCUGAUAUCCGUGAUCGUCUCAAAAAGCUCCCAGAUCUUGAAAGGCUUUUGAGCAAAAUUCACAGUAUUGGAUCUUCUCUUAAGAACAAUAGCCAUCCAGACAAUAAGGCUAUUUUAUAUGAGGAGGCUAGGUACAGCAAGAAAAAGAUUAUAGAUUUCUUGUCUGUACUGGAAGGAUUUAACAUAAUAAUUGACAUUAUCUCAAUGUUGGAAGAUACUGUUGGUGGCUUUAAGUCUAAAAUACUAAAACAAAUAACAACCGUGAAAUCAAAAAAUCCAGCAGGCUGCUUCCCAGACUUGAAAGCAGAACUUGAAAGAUGGGAAUCUGCCUUUGAUCAUACCGUAGCACGGAGGACAGGUGUGGUUAAUCCAAGAACUGGUUUUGAUUCCGAUUACGAUGAAGCUUUAGCAAAUAUCAAUGAAAUUGAGGAAAACCUUCGUCAGUAUUUGGAAAAACAACGCAAAAUACUUGGUGUCAGAGCCGUGAUGUAUUGGGGAGCCGGCAGAAACCGUUACCAAAUGGAGAUUGCAGAAACUGCUGUGCCUCAGGAUUUGCCUGAUGAAUAUAUCAUGAAGUCCAGUAGAAAGGGCUAUAAACGUUACUGGACAAAAGACAUAGAGAAGAUGUUAAAUGAAAUUAUCAGUGCUGAAGAACGGAGAGAUUCAGCACAAAAAGAUUGCAUGAAAAGAUUAUUCUAUGACUUCGAUAAAACCAGAAAAGAUUGGCAAUCUGCGGUGGAAUGCAUUGCUGUUCUAGAUGUUUUGUUAUGCCUUGCACGCUAUAGUCAGGGAUGUGAUGGACCAUUGUGCCGCCCAGAAAUCUUGUUGCCAGAGAACACCUCAACUUUUCUGGAGCUCAAAAGUUCACGCCAUCCAUGCAUUACAAAAACAUUCUUUGGAGAUGAUUUCAUCCCUAACGAUAUUGUGAUAGGCUUAGAAGAUGAAAAAACAAAAAGCAGAGCUACUUGUGUCCUUGUGACUGGUCCAAACAUGGGAGGAAAAUCUACGCUCAUGAGACAGGCUGGUCUCUUGGUAGUAAUGGCUCAGUUGGGAUGCUUUGUACCUGCUGAAUCUUGCAGGCUUACUCCUGUUGAUAGAGUGUUCACUAGACUAGGAGCUUCAGAUAGAAUUAUGUCAGGUGGGUUCCAUGUGUUUUUGUAAAUUAAUUGCCUUCUCAACACAAUAUGUAAUGAUCAAAUUGAAGGAUUUCUUUCUAAACUACCUCCAAGUUCAGUCUGAGCUAAAAAUUAUCAUGCCAAACCUAGAAAGUACAAAUCAAUUCCAAUUUCUCUAUUAUUGAUUAGAAAAUAACAGGGUUUAAAUACACAGCAUGCUUUCAAUUGUCUGGCAGGUGAAAGUAUAUUGUUUUAAGAUGCUAUUAUUUUCUGGUUGAACAUUUACAACAUUCCUAGUAGAUUAAUAAAAUAUCAGCAUUAUAAUGAAGAGAAGCAUGAAAAAUCUACAGAGUUGAAUAUUGCCUUAAUCCAAGGCUUGAAUUAAAUAAACCUAGAAACUCUUAUAGGUAGUUUUCGAUUUACGAAUGUAAUAGAAUUCCUGCCAUGCGUAACCUGAGGAAUUCUUUAAUGGUUUACUUAAUGAUUAGUGAAUGUUUUGCCCAAUGCAUUCACUAAUCAAAUGCUCAGGUCAUUAAGUGUGUAUGAGGUAUCAGCAUUGGGAAGACCGGGGGGGUGGGGGCUAGUGCCCCACCUAGUCACCACAGGUACUGAGCCUGUGGAGAUUCAUUUAACUUUUGAAGAGCUCAAUGAUCAAGUGAGCUGUGUCAUCUCCAGCCUCUGCCACGGUUUCUUUGCCUGUGUUCCUGCAGAUUCUAGUUGUCCUUGGAAAAAGCUUUUGGCACGAAGAGCAGAGGCUGGGAGCGAUGUGCAUGGCCCUCCUGGCCUCCAUUCUUAGUAGCAACAGCUUUUUGCAAAGACAACUGGAGCCUGCAGAGAUGCAAUCUCUUGCCCCUACAGGCUUUGGCAAAUCUUUGCUGAAGGCUUUUGCCGCCAAAAACAGAGGGCUCCUGGUCUCCAUUCUUGGCAUCAAAAGCUUUUUACAAAGACAACCAGAGCCUGCAGGGAUACAAUCUCUUGCCCCUGCAGGCUUCGGCAAGGCCUCAAACACCAAAGCUUCCUGUCUGUUUGCUAAGCUU